UUCAUUUUUUUCAAAUUCUCUCUCAGAGUUUCAACACUCGAAACGUAGGAGAAGUAAACCCAGAACAGUUAGAUUCGAAAAGUCGUGUUUUUUCGUUCCCAGAUUCGGAAAUCCCUUGCGUGGAUCUAGGGUUCCUGUUCAGAGAUUUGCCUCUGCUUUGGCGUUCCUUUGAGGAUUUCUGAUCUAGGAACCUUAAAGAUCAAUGUCGCUUACUCCAGAGGUUACGAGAAAAAGUGCUCUCGGUGUGAGCCCUUCUCCUGCCCCAUUCUUCACCCCUCGCCCCGAGAGAAGACGUCUCGAUUCUAACCCUACUCGUCUCGACAAAGACAAAGAAAAAGAGGUCAAUGUCCAAGUUCUUCUAAGAUGCAGGCCGCUGAGUGAUGAGGAGCAGAAAUCAAAUGUCCCGAGAGUGAUAUCUUGCAAUGAACAGAAGAAGGAAGUGACUGUUCUUCACAGCGCGGCAAACAAGCAAGUUGACCGGUUUUUCACUUUUGACAAGGUUUUUGGCCCUAAGGCGCAACAACGAGCAAUUUAUGAUCAAGCUAUUGCACCGAUUGUCCAUGAAAUCCUGGAAGGUUUUAGUUGCACUGUGUUUGCAUAUGGGCAGACAGGAACCGGCAAGACUUACACGAUGGAGGGUGGGAUGAGGAAAAAGGGUGGGGAUUUGCCUGCGGAGGCUGGGGUGAUUCCAAGAGCAGUUCGACAUAUUUUCGAUACCCUUGAGGCCCAAAAUGCUGAUUACAGUAUGAAAGUAACGUUUUUGGAGCUUUACAAUGAAGAGAUUACAGAUUUGUUAGCUCCAGACGACAAUUCAAGACUUAUGGAGGAUAAACAGAAGAAACCCAUUUCUCUGAUGGAGGAUGGGAAGGGUUGUGUGGUAGUGAGGGGCCUCGAAGAAGAAGUUGUAUACAGUGCUAACGAUAUCUAUGCACUUUUGGAACGAGGGGCUGCAAAAAGGCGUACGGCUGAUACCUUGCUGAACAAGAGAAGCAGUCGCUCUCAUUCAGUAUUCACAAUCACUGUCCACAUAAAAGAAGAGGCAGUGGGAGAUGAAGAACUGAUUAAAUGUGGCAAGCUUAAUCUUGUGGAUCUUGCAGGAUCUGAGAAUAUUUUACGUUCGGGCUCUCGGGAUGGACGUGCAAGAGAAGCAGGAGAAAUAAACAAGAGCUUACUCACCUUAGGCCGUGUUAUAAAUGCACUCGUGGAACAUUCUCCACACGUUCCCUACAGGGAUAGUAAGCUGACGAGGCUUUUACGAGAUUCUCUUGGAGGAAAGACAAAAACUUGUAUCAUUGCCACGAUUUCUCCUUCUGCUCAUUCCCUGGAAGAAACUCUAAGCACCCUGGAUUAUGCUCAUCGUGCCAAGAACAUCAAGAACAAACCCGAGGCAAACCAGAAGUUCUCGAAGGCCGUGUUGCUUAAAGAUCUGUACUUGGAGAUUGAGAGAAUGAGAGAAGAUGUUAGAGCUGCAAGGGAUAGAAAUGGUGUUUACAUCCCACAAGAAAGAUUUGUUCAGGAAGAAGCUGAAAAGAAGGCAAGAAUCGAGAGGGUGGAACAACUGGAGAAUAAUCUAGACCUGAGUGAAAGAGAAUGUUCUAAGUUCCGUGACCUUUAUCUGUCUGAACAAGAGAAGUUACUGGACACAGAAAGUGAGCUUAAAGAUUGUAAGAGAAACCUUGAUAAUAGUAACAAGGAGUUGCUUGAUCUCGAAGAGAAUUACAAGGAACUUGUCUUAAAGUUGACUGAGAGGGAAGUCAUCAUCUCCAGAAUGAAAUCCUCUGAAAUCUCAUUGAUCGACCGGGCCAAAGGGUUAUGUUCUGAGCUACAACAUGCAUCAGACGAUAUAACUUCAUUGUUUGCCAGAUUAGACCAAAAGGACAAAAUGGAAUCAGAAAACCAGAACAAGCUUCUGAAGCUUGGUUCACAACUUGAUCAUAACCUGAAAGAUUUGCACAGAACUGUCCUUGGAUCAAUUUCUCAGCAACAGCAGCAAUUGACAAGCAUGGAAGAACAUACCCGUUCAUUUCUUGCCCGCAAAUAUGAUGCAACACGAGUUCUUGAAUCAAAAAUCAAGAAAACAACGGAUGCUUACACUUUUGGAGUAGCAGCCUUGAAGGAACUUGCUGAAACGCUACGAAAGAAAGCAUCCUCUAACAUGGAGAAGAUAAACUCCAUUGUUGUUUCUCAAACAGAGGUUGUGGAGGAAUUUCUGAUUGCAUCGGCCAUGGAAGCUGCUAAAGUCACCCAAGACAUUUGGAACUCUCUUAAUGAGCAGAAGGAGCUCUUAGCUCUUGCUGCAAAACAACAAGAGCAGGGAUUAUUGCAAAGCAUGCGAUCUGCACAAGAAAUUUCCAGCGUAACCUCAGCCUUUUUGAAUAACAUCUAUGACCAAGCUCACGAGGUUAUGGAGAUUUCCAAAGCAAGCCAUGCAGAAAAGUCAAGAAAGCUUUCUGAUUUCGAGAUGAUGUUUAGGGAAGAGGCUGAAAGAGAGGAGAAACAAGCAUUAGAAGAUAUCUCCAUGAUAUUAUCAAAGCUAACCUCAAAGAAAACUGCAAUGGUUUCUGAAGCAUCACGGAAUAUCCAAGAACACGAGAUUCAAGAGAAAAAGAGAUUGCUGGAACAGAUGUCUGAAAUGCAGAAAGUGUCGGUUCAUGCCAAUAAGGACUUGUCUGACUAUGUUAUGAAAGCCGGAAAUCAUUUCAUGGAGAAUAUGGUAUCAUCUGCUGAAUCAAGGACAGUCAUGGAGAAUUACAUCCAAGAAUGCAUGGGAAGAGUUGAUGAGUCUGAAGAGUUAUUGAAGAAUACUCAUACAGGAAUACAGAAUCUUAAUGCAAAGGGGCUGCAAGAACUUAAAGGCACAACAGAGGAUGCAAUUGAAGCAGAUAAGAGCCUGCACGACGAAUUUUCAUCCGGAUUUUCUUCAAUGGACACUUACUUAGUUGCUAGAACCGAUGAACUUCAGAAAACUGUAAAGGAAUCUCUUAUGGAAGACUGCGAGAACAAGGAGAUAAGCGACACCAUGACAGAAACUUGCAUGAAACAGAUUGUGUCGUUGCAAGAGAAUCACGGAGAAGGCAUAUCAAAUAUCAGAAACAUAGCAGAACAGUCUCUCAUCAAAGACUAUCUGGUUGAUCAAAACAAGAAGGAAACACCGAAGAGACGGGUAAUAACUGUUCCGAGCUUGGCAUCGAUUGAGGAUAUGAGAAGUUCAUUUUCGAAGAAUCUUAACGAAGAUUACAACGUUUCUGAGAAGAUUUCCACGAAAAUGGGUCAAGAAGGAGGAGCCAACAGAACUCCAUUCUUGGAAGUUAACUGAGUUUUGACCUAAGAAUUCAGACAAAAGCUUCAAGCUUUUUUGUCUCAAGGUAAUCAUAGUAUAACAUUUUAGCUCAUUAACUAAUGAGUCUGAACUCUGAGGAAGAAAGUAGGAAGAAAAUGCUCCCUUCUGUAGAAAUCUGAGAUAAAUGAAGAGGUGUUGUCAUGGAUUACGUAUGGUUAGAAGUAGGAUCGGUUUUGGGAGCUAUGAUUGGUUGACCAAACCGAUUGAACCGGUUUAAACCGGUUCACAAAUAGCAGCCUAUGUUGUUGACCGUUUGUACUUUGUACCACCGGUUUAGUGGAAGAAACAGACAGAUUUUCCCA
Molecule: messenger RNA, 3642 nt
Organism: Tarenaya hassleriana
Lineage: Eukaryota; Viridiplantae; Streptophyta; Magnoliopsida; Brassicales; Cleomaceae
Product: kinesin-like protein KIN-5B
Exons: 24
Coding region: 203-3316 (1037 amino acids)
Biological process (GO): microtubule-based movement
Molecular function (GO): plus-end-directed microtubule motor activity; microtubule binding; ATP binding
Source: RefSeq, a predicted model, not a curated record